AGAGUAGAGGACCACUCCGCGAUUUACACGGGUUGUUGUUUAUUUUACCCACCGUGCGCUAUUUUGUUUUGCGCUCCCGGUGCGCACGAGGACUUCUAAAUGAUCCAGCGCGGUCCUCCAAGAGGGGGCUCUUGGGUCUCGGACCGUCUUUUCCUUUCGGUCGGGGGGCGGUUGAGAACUGCGACAGCAGAGAGGACUCCAGAUCCCGAGGGCAGCUUGUGGCACUGAAAUCCCUGCGAUGGAGUGAUCCCCCCACUGCAGGAACUUUGCUGAACUUGGUGGAGAACUUUUCCUUCUGUAUCUAUUUUUGUUUGAUUUUUGUGUGCGUGUACUCCGUGAGGAGUUUCUAUUUGACCCCCCACCCCACCCCACCCAUCACCACCCACCGGUACGAUCAUAUAUGGAUAGCGAAAGGUUUCUUGCUCAGGAAUCCGGCUCAUAUGGAUCACCGCUGACGGCUUUUAUGGAGCCUGGAUUACACUGCGCAGUGGCAGCCCGUUGAACGCCCCCCCACCCCCCUCACACACACACACACACGCACACACACACACACACACACACACACACACACACACACACACACACACACACACACACACCACCGGCUCCGGAAAGUUAUUAUUUGUUGUUGUUGCCACACAUGACACUGUGGUGAGUUGCGCCCGUUUCUCCUCACCGCUGCCAGAACAAUGGCGAGCUCCGGCGCAGCGGCCCGGAGCGCCCGCCGCGCCGCGCUGCUGCUCCUCCUCGGCUGUCUCGCCGCGGCCUCGCCGCCCCACGGCCGGCGGCUUAUCUGCUGGCAGGCCAUCAUGAACUGCCAUGCCGAGUCCGAGUGCAACUACGCGUACGAGCACUACACGCGCGCAUGCGGACCCGUGCUCAACGGCGAGCGCAGGAAGUGCCCGAGCCACUGCAUCUCGUCGCUCGUGCAACUCAACCUGACCCGGAACGGUCCGGCUCUGGAGGACUGCAGCUGCGCCCAUGACCAGAUAUGCACGGCCACCAAGCGGGCCAUUGAGCCCUGUCUGCCGCGCACCACCAGCACAGGCUGCACGGAGGCGCGGCGGCAGUGCGAGCGCGACGGUCCGUGCAGUUCCGCGAUGCACGACUACCUGAAGCACUGCGGGAAGCUGUUCAGCGGCGCGAUCUGCACCAACGCGUGCCGCGGCGUGAUCGCGAACAUGCGUAAGAUCCCCAAAGGCCAGCAGCUGGACGCGUGCAUGUGCGACGGCACGGAGCGGGCCAUCUGCGAGUUCGUGAAGAGCAGCAUGAAGGCGCUGUGCUUCGACUCGCCCGCCGCGCGGGGCCGCGAGGAGGUGGAGGAUGAUGGGGGCAGUGGCUCGGACUACGUCCGGAACAUGCACUACGACGAGGACCUAGAUGAUCUGGACGACCUGGAGGACCCGGAUGAGCCGGACAGCGGAGCCUCUCCUCCGGCGACCCGCUGCGCUUUGACCCUGCUGGCAUCCAUGUUGGCUCUAGUUGCUCUCAUUUAAUAAUUAAUGGGCUAGUAAUCGAACCCCGACUCUUAAAAAAAUAAAUUCUGGUCCGGAUCAAGACAAAGACUUGUGUCACCUUUUGACCCCGGUGCGAGUGCUGGAAGAUCAAGACCCUCGAGAAGGAAGAGGGGGAUGUGUUUUUACUUGGAUGAAUAGAUUUUGGAGACUCUGAAGGAUAUCAAAUCAGGAGAUGUUCUAUGCAAACGAGGACAGAGAGACAUAUUCCAGGCUGCUCCUUCAUCCAGACUGUCUCCUAAAUUUGUCUCCAUGGAGACACAGUUGGGCUUGUUUUUGUGACAACCAUCAAUCAGCUGUGCACUGCCAAUCCUUUAUAUAUAUAUAUAUAUAUAUAAAUAUAUAUAUAACAUAUGAACUAUUUUUCUAUGACGCCCGUUGCUGUGUUGUUUGGGGGCAGCAGUCUACUCUGAUUUACAAGUAUUUAAUGCUGGACUCCUGUGAACUGUACGCAAUUGUAAAUAGAGUUUAAAAGUGAAACAGUAAUUUAUUACAUGCCACCGAGAGUUACAUCCAAAUGACCACCGUGUGAAUAACAGAGCGAGUAUUCCAGCUUUAACGGGAACGUUACCGUGACUGUAAUCUCUUCAAAGAUAAUGUGCAUUGUGUAUAUAUAUAUAUGUGUAUAGCCUAUAUAGAUUUCUUCCGCCCCCCCUUCCCCUCCCAGAGAAUCCUCUAUGUUUUCAGGCUGUGAGCUGAUUUAUUCACUGUGUAUAGCCUAGAGAAAGACACGUCUAAAUCCACUGUAUGGUUUGCCUUAACAAUAUACUUUUUAUAGGAGGCAUAAAGGAAACUUGAAGGUA
Molecule: messenger RNA, 2317 nt
Organism: Pseudoliparis swirei
Lineage: Eukaryota; Metazoa; Chordata; Actinopteri; Perciformes; Liparidae
Gene: gas1a
Product: growth arrest-specific 1a
Exons: 1
Coding region: 690-1496 (268 amino acids)
Biological process (GO): regulation of cell cycle
Source: RefSeq, a predicted model, not a curated record